GGGAUCCUAGUCACUGAUAAACAACGUACGAGAUGACUGAGCCUUCUCCCUCUCCUCUCCCUCACUUCUUCUCCCAGCUCUCUCCCCGCUACCCUCAAGUCACGGAGGACGGCAAGGUAGACACUGUGCAGUUCCUAGAGGCGUCCACGGCCUUCAUCAAGAUAUACGAUUUACUUGGUGCAGCAUUUUAUGUAGUUAAGAAGGACAUGGCAGGGAACAUUGAGAAACUCUACAAGACUUAUAACAAGGCACCUGAGAAGUACAAGUUCCUCAAUGACAUGAUAUAUCUGGAAAAAGAGGAUCCAUCUAUAUUUGCUGUGGAUGCCCUUCUUUGGCUCAAAAGAGCACUGGAGUUCACAGUCAUCUUCAUCAAUGGUUUGUGUGAGGAGUUUCAGAGGGGCAUCACAUCUGACAAGUUGGAGCAUUUGGCGACAGAUGCAUACAACAGGACCCUCAAGCAGUACCACUCAUGGCUAGUACAGAAUGUCUUCAAGGUGGUAGUGAAAUCUGUUCCAAGCAAAUCGUGCCUCAUCAAAUCUCUCUACUUUGGUAAAGUGGGAUCAGAGGAAGUUCUGUUUAAGGAAGUCACAGCAUACACCAGUGAACUUGACAAAGUUCUGAAAGUAAUAGUACAAAUGUAUGGUGAUUGGGGCCUUGAUAAUGAUCAAAAGGUCUAACUACUAAUUUUUUGGAAAAAAUACCUCAUGAAGGCUUCAGGGACAGAAUAACUGUUGUGGACAAGAUCUCUCGACUGCAUCAGUUAUGUUUUAUUUUUAUUUUUUCAGAACUACAACAGGUUUUACAUUUUGGCUCACCUGAUUUCUUGAGUACGAGUGAAUGCUUUUGCAUCAAAUGUACAUUCCCAGCAUCGGAUAGUUAGUUGUUUUGCCAUUACAUAGUAAAACAUAUUGAUGAUUACAUGCUGUGCAUGAUGUCAUUUUAAAACAUUUUAUUUAAUUGUUUGGUUAAUUAACUGGAAGGUUCCAAGCAGAUAACUGAAAGAUCGAAUACAAAAUGAAUCUAUCGAUGGCUACAUUCUAUACAUGAAGGUGUAAUUUUAAAGCAUAGUUUAUAUAUGAAUCAAAUUUAUAAAAUAUGGAUUUUCUCAGUUAUGCUUUAUUACCUAUGUUCUUGAACAUAGUUAGUGCUUGUUAUUAAAUUGAAAUUCUUACGCUCUCAAGCACUCAAAUCUUUACUGGUGAUUCAAUCUCUUCUAUAGAGGGGAAAAAAUUGGUGUUAUUUACUUACCUGCAUAAAAGUGAUAGUACAGUAAUGUCUUAAAAACCUAAAGGUUAAGAGGGCAAACCAAGUUUAAAAGUUUUGAAUGAUGACUUGUUUCUUUUUAUUAUUAUUGCUAUAUUUUGGGUUGUGUGGGACCAAGAAUGUGUUUAUGAUUCCAUGUCUUACCAGACAUGCAUUCAAAAUUAAACACUCAAAUGAAUUGUUAUACUCUUCCAUGUUCUCCUGUAACAGUAGUAGCCAAAAAGAUUAUGAUUUUUAUCUUAUCUACAGUUUUCUUUUAAAUUUUAAUUCAACUCCCUCUUACAUUUUCUUAUCUUUGAAGGCUUAGUGUCUUGUUCUGAAACAGUUGCUAUGUAAUUACUGUUCCUUUUUAUCAUAUGGAGAAAUAUGUUAUUUUCUCACUUCAUAUGUAUGUAGAUAUCAAUUUAUCUGAUGGAGUCGUCAGAUGAUGUCAAAGAAGAGUGCCAUUUGUGCUUUUGACUCAGAUUCAUGAUAAAUCGAUUUUACUUUCUUUGUGAUGAACUCAUGAUUUAUAAAGCCUUGAAUUUCUUGGUGCUGUUACCUAUAUUAAAUGGAAAUGCUAUAGUUAACUCAUCUUACCUUGGUGAAUUUAUCCAUAUUAAGGAGAGGGGCAUAAUUUUCCAUCUGUCAGUAUCUUAGCCUCAUACUGUUCCUAUUUAUAUUACAUUUGUGAUCUAAUGAGGUAUAAAGUGCUCUGGGAGACUUUGGUAAUGUAUACAGUCAAGAGUCAGUAAUCACUUCACCACCUCUUAUGUGGACAAACAAUUAUCCGUCCUUUUUUUUGUAGCACAGUGAUACCUUGGCUGUGAUGUUUAUCAGCAAUAUUACAGACACAUCAUCAGCUGUUCUGUAUGCUAUAGCAAAAUACAAAAUGUAUCCACAGCAGUCAGAUAUAAAUUUCUUUGCAAAUUAAAUUUCCCCCCAAAUAUGGGAGUAAAGUGUUUGGUGUUUGGAUGGGUGACUCUUGUACAUUUUAGGCUUUGAGUCUUUAUAUGAUGAAUUUUACUCAGUCAUUUCAUGAGUGUUGACAGACUGACCAUAGUUUGCCUCAGAGGGUUUGACUGUGAUGUUCAUUUUUAAACUGUUAUUGUUAGACUAGAGUGUGCAGUCCUUUGUACUCAUUCCUGCAAAAAUGGAAGCUGUGUUUAUGAGAGUGUGCAGCAGCAGCUUGGUUUAGGGUAAUGUAUGUUGAGGUAUACUAUAAAAAAUUGCUAACUGCUUACCUCAGUACAGCACAAUUGAUAUGCAAUUACCAAUCAAGCUUAAGCUUCUUGUUCUCACUAAACCUGACAGCCAUAGCACCAGGAAUGUAUGCAAGUAGACUGAGCGCACCAGAUGAUCAAUAGUUUAUUUGUAAUGGGAUUGUUGACUAUUUAUAAAGUACCUGUUAAGAAGGCUUGUUAAAAAGCUUUGCUGACAUAAUACACUGAAGAUGACCUUGCAUUCAAUGAAUACAUGUGUGUGUGUGUGUGUGUGUGUGUGUGUGUGUGUGUGUGUAAAGUAAAUUUAAUAAAAACUAUUUAAUAUGAAAUCACUAAUUCUGUAUACAGGAAAGGUGCUGAAAACAAGAAAAAGGGUACAAGGAGUGUAUCCUAAAAAUAACAGCAAAUUUCUUAAUCCUUCUUAUGUAUUUUGUGUCAGUUGAGUUGUAUGCCAAACCUGCUUUGGGUGUUUGGGGAAGUUUCUAAUAGAUUUAUUAUAUAGUAUAAUAUACAUCAUUUGAAAAACUCUAUGACCAUGUGUUGGCCUUGUCUUAUUUGAUUUGUAAAUGAGGCUUCAAGUGAUGCCAGGAGUUUUUAUUAAGUUUUAGAAACCUUGAUAGGAAAUUAUGCACACAAAAAUAAGUUGGUUGAAGACAGUAUGGUUGAGACAGUGAUCUACUUGUAACUUAGGGACUGGAAAUUUGUAGAAUAUUUUUCACUAGAGGUUUGUUUUAGCAAACAGAAUUCAUUAGAAUACACAAAUUUAUUUGCUGAUGAGUUUAUUCAAUAAGUUUUGUUGGUUUUAUUGUGACAUUAAUAUCAAUUUAUCAACCAACAUUACUAUUUGAUGUCACAGACCUCCACUCAGUACUGGUCCUUCAUAGUGCAAAUAAGUAUAAAAUGCCUAGAAUUAGACCAUAGAAUAUGUGUUGUAUUGAGAUCUUGAUCAUUAUUAUUGUGACUCCUACCAAAUGCAGGCAAGAUGCCUCAGCUAAAGAAAACAAUAAUGAAUGCAACCAUUUUAGCAGAUUAUGAUAUGUAAUAUAAUUUUUUUUCCUGAGGGUAUGCUUUUGACCCCAUGUUAAAUCCUAUAAAAAAUCUGUUCCUUUAAAACAAUAGUGAGAAGUUGAUGUGUUUUCUGUCUGUCUGAGCCACCUGCACUAGAGGUCUGUGUGUUGAAGGCUGAACUUUCUGUAUUCCCAGGUUGCCUCAAUAAUGUUCAACUCACAUGGAGAAACUUUUCAGAGCUCUCCUUUGUUUCACAUAUCAACAGUAACACAAACUGUUCAAAUAGCUUAGGUAUACUGAAAUGAAAGACAGGCAGUACUAGUCUUACUACAAUGCUUUAAUACUUGCCAUACCAGGGAUCAGCAGAACCUGGUGUUGAACUUUCUAUAAACCCUUUGUGUAGCUCAGUUUGCUUUUUUUAAUGUUAGUUAUUUUGUUUAUAGGCUUCAAACUACAGAAAUGUUGUUGCACAUAUAUUUAUAACUUACAUAAGGUUUUCAAACAAUACAUACAAUGAAUAUUUCACAUACAUUGAAUGAUAUCAGUAUCUCGAUGUCUGUUUGCCUGUCACUCCAUUGAUCUAUCUAUCGGUCUGCAUUCAUCUAUACUAUAUCCAUAUCUACAUACUUGUAUAUAUAUUUUACAGUAAGCCCUCUAUUUAUGGACCCUCCUUAUAACAAACAUCACAUAUUCCAGACCAUAUAAACUUUGCUUACACUCACUGUAUACAGCAUUUUUAUUUGAGAAAACUAUUACUUUUAACAUUUAAUUCAGUCUUUAUUUCAUGAAUCAGUAUUAACCAAUAUAUACAG
This is a messenger RNA of Eriocheir sinensis (Chinese mitten crab), 4285 nucleotides long. Its product is annotated as glycolipid transfer protein-like. The transcript has 5 exons. The coding region runs from base 33 to 677 and encodes 214 amino acids. The record is from RefSeq and is a predicted model, not a curated record. Gene Ontology annotation, biological process: ceramide transport; intermembrane lipid transfer. Lineage: Eukaryota; Metazoa; Arthropoda; Malacostraca; Decapoda; Varunidae. Gene Ontology annotation, molecular function: ceramide 1-phosphate transfer activity; ceramide 1-phosphate binding. Gene Ontology annotation, cellular component: cytoplasm; membrane; cytosol.